Messenger RNA from Myotis davidii, 1303 nucleotides. Its product is annotated as dehydrogenase/reductase SDR family member 4. The record is from RefSeq and is a predicted model, not a curated record. Lineage: Eukaryota; Metazoa; Chordata; Mammalia; Chiroptera; Vespertilionidae. The transcript has 8 exons. Bases 54 to 893 code for a protein of 279 amino acids. Gene Ontology annotation, biological process: retinal metabolic process. Gene Ontology annotation, molecular function: carbonyl reductase (NADPH) activity. Gene Ontology annotation, cellular component: peroxisome.
CCCUCGCGCCGCCCCACCACGGGGCGCGGAACCUUGCACAACCGAUCGGCGCCAUGCAUAAGGCGGGGCUGCUGCUGGGCGCCUGUGUCCGGUCUUGGAAGUCGGUGCGGAUGGCUAGCUCCGGAGUGGCGCGCCGGGACCCGCUCGCGAAUAAGGUGGCCCUAGUAACGGCCUCCACCGACGGGAUCGGCUUGGCGAUCGCUAGGCGGCUGGCCCAGGACGGGGCCCAUGUGGUGGUCAGCAGCCGGAAGCAGCAGAACGUGGACCAGGCAGUGGCAGCGCUGCAGGGGGAGGGGCUGAGCGUGUCUGGCACCGUGUGCCACGUGGGGAAGGCUGAGGACCGGGAGCGGCUGGUGACCACGGCCGUGAAGCUUCACGGGGGCAUCGACAUCCUGGUCUCCAACGCGGCCGUCAACCCUUUCUUUGGAAACCUCAUGGACGUCACCGAGGAGGUGUGGGACAAGAUUCUGGACAUUAAUGUGAAGGCCACAGCCCUGAUGACAAAGGCAGUGGUGCCAGAGAUGGAGAAACGAGGAGGCGGCUCAGUGGUGAUUGUGGCCUCCAUAGCAGCCUACACCCCGUUUCCUGGCUUGGGCCCUUACAAUGUCAGUAAAACAGCCUUGCUGGGCCUCGGCAAGAACCUGGCCAUAGAACUGGCCCAAAGUAACAUAAGGGUGAACUGCCUGGCGCCCGGAAUCAUCAAGACUAACUUCAGCCAAGUGUUGUGGAUGGACAAGGCAAGAGAGGAGGCCUUAAAAGAAGCCUUGCGGAUAAGAAGGUUAGGCACGCCAGAAGACUGUGCAGGCAUUGUGUCUUUCCUGUGCUCCGAAGAUGCCAGCUACAUCACUGGGGAAACAGUGACCGUGGCUGGAGGGGCCCCCUCCCGCCUCUGAGUACCUGGAGAGAGUCUACCAGGGCAGAGGUUGGGCUUCAGCCCCUAUCGGGUUCCAGCACUAAUCCACCAGCCUUUACCACCUCUAUCACACUGCUCACCUUUCCCCGCCCCCUAAAAUCAGCUACACCCUGUGACAAGAUCCAGCCUUCCCUGCCAUCGAGGUUUGGUCUUCUGAGGAUUCCUGUUGUUGCUGUAGCCUUGGAUAAAGACUUCCCCUGAGGACACAGGAUAGGCCUGCUGAGUAGGCUGAGUCUACGUUGGCAAAAAAUAUACUUUUUUAUUUCCUGGCAGGGGGCAAUUUGAGGGAGUUGGGAGAGAAGGGCCUGGAGUUGAAGGAAGGGCUGGGAAGGUUGAAAAUUAAUUUGCAAAUGAGGUGCCAAUAAAAUGCAGAUGAUCGUGUUGCUUUAA